GGAAACCUGCAACCCGAAAGCUUGCCAACGGAAUGGCGACAACCAGAAGCCAGUUUGCGGCUCAGAUGGUCUUAGUUAUCCCACUAGAUGUAUAUUUGAAAAAGCGCGGUGUCUGAAUAAAAAUUUAACGAUAGAAAAACGAGGACAUUGUAAGAAACAACGCAGUUGUUCGGAAUGGACCACAUUCAAUCAACAAAACCCUGUAUAUAAUGUAACUUUUACCCCAAAUGCCGUCCAGACGGUACUUACGACUCAGCCCAGUGCCAUUUGGGCGCCAACUUUUGUUGGUGCGUGACUCCCGAAGGAGUACCCCUACCGUACACGUCUUCGAGACGAAAAAACGACAAUAAACCUCCGAGAUGCGGAAGAAAGAAGUCGACGAGAAGAAGAUCGUCUAUGCCCAACAGCAGGCAGAGACAACAGCAGAGGAAUAGAGUAUGUAGGAGACCCGAUAAAUCGAUGUUGAAUAACAAUUUGAUUGAUAGUUUUCAUACCGAAUUUACCAGGGAUUCAGGAAGAAACGAUAGCGACAAUUUCGUCAUAACGUGGAAGUUUCAAACGCUUGACCAAAACAGCGAUCACAUUUUGGACCGGUUCGAGUAUCGAGAUCUCCGAAAAGUCGUUAGAAAAGAUGUAAAGCCGAGAAAGUGUGCCAGACAUUUUCCGAGGUCUUGUGACAUCAACAAGGACGGGAAGAUAAGUUUGCAGGAGUGGGACAACUGCUUAACUAGAGGAGUAAGAAUGGAUCUGGACGUCUCUUUGCGUGUGUUCUUGUCGCUGAAUCCAGACGGGCGCAGCCAGAACACAUCCAACGACAACGACGGUGACAGUGACGAUAGCGACAACAACGACUAUGCCGAGGAUCCCUUCGGGCCUGGGAAGUCUACUCCACAUGAAGUUCUCAGUUCAGCCUUGGGCUCAGUAAGUAGCUUUGACGAAGAUUCCUCUGAAGUAGCCGAAGAUCCUACAGAUUGUCUCUCCGACAGGAAGACCGCCUUGGCUGAGGGCUAUCAAUUGUACGUGCCGGAAUGUACACCAGAUGGACGGUACCAAAAGAUUCAAUGCUACAAAUCAGCUGGAUAUUGUUGGUGCGUUAAUGAAGACACUGGAAAAAACAUUCCAGGAACUUCGAUCAAAAAUGGAACUCCAAACUGCGAUCACCUAAAAACAAAUACCAGAGUGAUGAAGGGUUGUCCUGAUGAUAAAAAAUUUAUUUUCCUAAAAGAACUUUUAGCCUUUCUAUACACGAAGAUGUCGGAAAUUACAAACGGAACCAACACUAGUAGCUUCAACAACCUUGCGUGGAUAGCUUCCAAAGAAGAGCAAGUGGCUACUUGGAGUUUCGUGAUCUUCGACAAGAACAAAAGCAAAAUGCUGGAGCGAAACGAAUGGAAAGCCUUCAAGGACAUGGUGGGAGGAGUGAAGGGCUUGAGGAAGUGCGGCAAAAAGUUGCCCAGGUACUGUGAUAUCAACAAAGACAGACAAAUCAGUAUGACGGAGUGGCUGGAGUGUCUGAGUCUUAAACAAGGUGCCAGUAGUAGCAGUAUUCCCGGUUUUCAUGCGUCCCCUAGGGCUGGCAAAACAAACCCUCUCAGUAUGCUGAAAGACGAUUAA
This is a messenger RNA of Diabrotica balteata, 1614 nucleotides long. The record is from the annotation of a GenBank genome assembly. Lineage: Eukaryota; Metazoa; Arthropoda; Insecta; Coleoptera; Chrysomelidae.